CUUGCCCUUAAUGUAAUGUUCUGUUGACACAAACCCCAACAAGCCUCAACUUUACAUACACACCCACGACGCAACUGCACCCCGAUCUUCAUCUUUGCAUGUUUUCGGAGCUCCGGCUCCAUUGAAGGAGCCCUAGCUCACAAUUCAUCUCUAUCUUUGUUUCUGGAUCGCCCCCUUUUCCUUUUUCUAUAUUUUGGAUUCUUAGAUUCCCUUUGUUUUUCGGCGACAACUAAUAAACGAAGAUAUCAAGCAAAUGUCGAAACCCUGGGGUGGCAUCGGCGCUUGGGCCGCCGAAGCCGAGCAGGCCGAGGAGGAGGAGCGAGCAGCCGCUGCUGCCGCCGCCGCCGCAGAGUCCCAGAGCUUCCCGAGUCUAAGGGAAGCCGUCAGCACCAAACCGAAGAAGAAGAAGAUGACUCUUUCUGAGUUUAACAUGGGCAAAUACUCUUCAACCGGCGGAGGUAGGGUUACCGAGCAAAAAGGCUUAACACCAGAAGAAAUGAUGCAGCUCCCUACCGGUCCCAAGCAGCGCUCCCCGGAGGAAAUGCAGUACGGUCGCCUUGGCGGGGGAUUCACCUCCUACAACCGUUCCGGUCCGCCUUCUGGACGGGCGGUGCGCGACCGUGACGAAACGGAAGGCUCGUGGGGCGGAGGCAGGAGGCAGUAUGGCGGAUUUGAUGAUGAACGCAGGGGACCGCCUUCUAGGGUUUCCGAUUUAGAUCAACCCUCGAGGGCGGACGAGGUCGAUAAUUGGGCAAUGGGGAAAAAAUCUCUCCCGUCGUUGGAUCCAGGCCGUCAGAGUCGCUACGGUGGGCUCGGCGGAAGUGGUGGAGUUGGGGGCCUCUCCAGGGCCGAUGAGGUCGAUAAUUGGAAAAUCGGGAAAAAGCCGGUGCCCUCCAGAUCAUCCACUUUCAGUUCUGGUUUUCGCGAUUCGGGCCCUGACACUGAUCGAUGGGCUAGAGGUUCUGGUGGUGUUAGUGGUGGAGGAUUACGGGAGGAGCGUCCGCGUUUGGUGUUGGAUCGUCCAAAGGGUGAUUCUGUGGUGAGUGAGGUUCUGCCGGUGGUGAAGACGAAUAGGCCGAACCCAUUUGGCGAAGCCAGGCCGAGGGAGGAGGUGCUGGCGGGGAAAGGUUUGGACUGGAAGCAGAUAGACUCGGAGAUUGAUGCAAGAAAAACGAGCAGGCCGACAAGUGCCCACUCGAGCAGGCCUUCAAGUGCACAGUCAAGCAGGUCCGACAGCCAGGGGAUGCAGGUAAUGGACAAUGUGGUGAAGCCGAGGCCCAAGGUGAAUCCAUUUGGGGAUGCAAAACCAAGAGAGAUUUUGCUAGAGGAACGGGGUAAGGAUUGGCGCAAGAUUGAUCUUGAAUUAGAGCAUCGCAGUGUUGACAGGCUUGAAACAGAGGAGGAAAAGAUGUUGAAAGAAGAAAUCAAUCGGUUAAGAAAAGAACUUGAGAAAGAACCUCCGAUAAGUAAGGAAUCUCUGCAAGGAUCUGGUGGGGAACAGUCUAGUUUACAUGAUAUAAUACUUGAGAAAGAGAAGGCUCUGGAAAUGUUAAUCAAUGACUUGAAUGACAAAGUUAGGUUUGGUCAGAAAGCCACUGAAAGGCCUGGUUCUGGAGCAGGGAGGGUUGCUGGUUACUCUGACAGACCACCUUCUCAAUCUGGGUCAAUUGAUGAAUCGAGAAGUGCAGAGUUAGUGGAUAGACCUAGAUCGCGUGGCAUGGCUGAUGGGUGGAGAAGGCCUGCUGAUGAUAGAAGAGCCUUUCAGGGUGGCAGGGAACGGGGAUUUCUUGGCAAUAGGGACUUAGACAGGUCAAGGUCGCGAGAAAGAUGGUGAAUGGCUGCUGGUGUGGAUUCAUUUUGUUCUCCUCUCAGCCUUUUGAUGAACAGAAUCAAAUAAUAUUUUGUCUUUUUCUUUGUUAAUGAUUUUAGUUCUCUUAUUUUGGCUCUGGGAAGUGGAGCACGGAUUUGAGUGUCUUGCGAACUAUUGCGUUAAUCUAUUGUCCCAUCUUGAAACCAUGUAAAACUGGAGUAAUUUUUUCCCCUCUCCCUUUUUUAAAGUCUGUUUUGAGGCAAGGAGGCCUGUACUGUUGGUAGGACAAAUUUUAUAAAGAUAGCGGACUAGCUAGUUUUUGACACUUUCUGAUUAUUAUGAGGAUGAACCUCUGUUGAUAAUCGAACUAAAGUUUCAAUCUUUGACCA
Messenger RNA from Carica papaya (papaya), 2199 nucleotides. Its product is annotated as eukaryotic translation initiation factor 4B2-like. Lineage: Eukaryota; Viridiplantae; Streptophyta; Magnoliopsida; Brassicales; Caricaceae. Gene Ontology annotation, molecular function: mRNA binding; translation initiation factor activity. The record is from RefSeq and is a predicted model, not a curated record.